Messenger RNA from Medioppia subpectinata, 361 nucleotides. NCBI's taxonomy places the organism in Eukaryota, Metazoa, Arthropoda, Arachnida, Sarcoptiformes, Oppiidae. The record is from the annotation of a GenBank genome assembly.
AUGUCAGUUAGCAAUAAGUAUAAAUUGAUUGGCUUUUCGUGUAGUAAUCAAUACGUUAUCACCAGAAGUGUUGCCGCAAAAAAAUUAUAUGUUAUGCAAGAGAAACAUGUGGAUCAACCAUUUUCCAUUCCAAUCCUAAAAGAUGUUGAUGAGUUUAACGACUAUAUUGAGGGUAUUAACGCCACAUCGAUUGAGCAAGGUGAUUCAAAUGGUUGCUAUACGUGUUCGAGUCCCUGUGCGAUGAUAUACUGUUGCUCCGGUCCGUACCCCCAGUGCUGUGCAGUCGGCGGCCGAUGUUAUUGUUGCCGUUAGUGCCGCACCUGAUUUGGUGCCAACUUGGUCAAUUCAUUAAAUGCUUCCC